AUGGCAAACACGCAUCAUGACGAGUCCCAUGACUACUUUCACUACACUUCCGGAAGAUGGCUUUGGGGAGAGGAAGAACAACUUCGCGAACGCUAUCGCGCAUUCAAUGUCAAUGAACUUCAGAAGGUCGCUGUGGGCAUUGCCGGGUCCGAGAAGUGUGUCUCUAUGAGCAAAAUUGGCGAAGGAAAUUUCAACAAGGUUUUCCGCCUCCAGAUGGACAAUGGAUCGGUCUUGAUGGCACGCAUUCCUCAUCCCAACGCAGGCCCUCCCAAGUACACAACCACCUCAGAGGUUGCUACAAUGGACUUUGCAAAAUCAAUCCUUGACAUACCUGUACCAAAGAUUCGGGCCUACUGUGCUACAGCUGAUAACCCAGUUGGCUCAGAAUACAUCAUCGUGGAGGAAGCCCAAGGCAUACAACUGUCGAAGAUCUGGGAUACAAUGGAUUUGAAAGAUCAAUUGGGAAUUGUGACUGAGCUUGUCGCCAUUGACGAGAAGCUUCUUUCUGCAUCACUCAACAGAAAAGACAGCUUUCCUGGGUGCGAGACCGCAGAAAUCACCGGUAACAUUAUGGAUAGUUUCAAAGCAGAUGUCGCGAACAGAUUCGUCAUUGGUCCCACAGUCGACAGGGCAUUCUGGGAGAAACAAAGGGCAGCAAUGGCUGUUGAUCGUGGACCUUCCAUCGAAGGGAGUAGUGCAUCUGAAUAUGUGGAAGCAAUCGCACACCGCGAGAUCGCUUGGCUCAGUGACUAUGCUGAAUCUUUGCCGCCCUCUACGGAGAAAUGGAGCGCCUCCAAAGGCCAGAGCGACCCUCGGGCCCACAUUGACUUGCUCGGAAAGUAUCUUAGUGUCAUUGCUAAGUUACUUCCAAAAGAACCUGAACUACUUGCACCCUUCCUUUGGCACCGCGACCUACACCCUGGCAACCUGUUCGUCCAUGACGGAAAAAUCUCGAGCGUCAUUGAUUGGCAAUCUUGCUGGGUUGGUCCUCUCAUCCUCCGAGCAAGGGCACCACGACUUCUGGAUUACAAUGGCGACAUUAUGCUGAAGCUACCGCCAGAAUACGAGGAGAUGCCGGAAGACGAGCGAAGCUUAGUGGAGUAUAAGGUACAGCAGUCUGUCCAGGUAUAUAGUUACGAACAUAAAACUGCUGGUCGGAAUCCCCUUUUGAAUCAGGUGCUAAGAUAUCCUCAUGGAAAGAUGUUGAGCAAUGUUGUGGAAUUUGCCUCUGCGUCUUGGGACGGAGACGUCCUUCCUCUUCGUGACUGUUUGAUUCGAAUUGAGAGGUACGCAGCGCUAUUUACACUUUUGACAGUCAUGUCUGGGAACUGA
Molecule: messenger RNA, 1332 nt
Organism: Parastagonospora nodorum SN15
Lineage: Eukaryota; Fungi; Ascomycota; Dothideomycetes; Pleosporales; Phaeosphaeriaceae
Exons: 4
Coding region: 1-1332 (443 amino acids)
Cellular component (GO): mitochondrion
Source: RefSeq, a predicted model, not a curated record